AUGUCGCGCCGUCGUCCGACUACCCGCCUUGGCCGGCAGAAGAUCAAGAUCCGCAGGAUCGACAGCGAUCAGGCCCGGCAAGUCUGCUUCUCGAAGCGGCGCGCGGGCCUCUUCAAGAAAGCCGGCGAGCUGUCGGUCCUGUGCGGCGUCCAGGUGGCCGCCGUCGUCUUCUCCCCCGCCGGCAAGGCCUACUCCUUCGGCACCCCCUCUGUCGACGCCGUCCUCGACCGCUUCCUCGGCCGCGGCCGCCCCGCCGCCGGCACCGGCGGCCGCCGGGCCGCCGCCGGCAAGUCGGCGGUGAUUGAGGAACUGUUCCGGCAGUACGCCGAGCUCCUUGUGCAGGUGGAUGUGGAGAAAAAGCGCGCGGAGGCCCUGCGCAAGGAGCUGAAGGCGGCCGCGGCCGCGCCCGGCGCCCCCAAGUGGCUGGACUGCGAGUGCGAGCUUAGCGAGCUGAGCGAGGCGGAGUUGGUCGACUUCGCUGCGGCCCUCGUCGAGGUGCAGGCUGCUGUGCAGGGCUGCGCCGACGAGAGGCUCCGCCAUGCCCUACUCGCCAACGCCAACACCUGGGCGGCCAACGUUAACGCCGCCAGGGCUACUGAUGCCAUUACUAGUGCUGCUGCCCGCAUGAUGAUGAUGCCGCCACAGCCGCAGCAACAACUCGGCGGCUUCGGAUUCAUGGAGAUUCAGGCCCAGCAGCUGCAGGCCAUGGAGAUGAUGAUUCAGGGGUUCGGCCCGCAGCAAGGCGCCAGGUUCCUCGGGCCGCCACCGCCCUACUGA
Molecule: messenger RNA, 777 nt
Organism: Brachypodium distachyon (stiff brome)
Lineage: Eukaryota; Viridiplantae; Streptophyta; Magnoliopsida; Poales; Poaceae
Product: agamous-like MADS-box protein AGL61
Exons: 1
Coding region: 1-777 (258 amino acids)
Biological process (GO): positive regulation of transcription by RNA polymerase II
Molecular function (GO): RNA polymerase II cis-regulatory region sequence-specific DNA binding; protein dimerization activity; DNA-binding transcription factor activity, RNA polymerase II-specific
Source: RefSeq, marked provisional